Molecule: messenger RNA, 3766 nt
Organism: Gossypium raimondii (Peruvian cotton)
Lineage: Eukaryota; Viridiplantae; Streptophyta; Magnoliopsida; Malvales; Malvaceae
Product: inositol hexakisphosphate and diphosphoinositol-pentakisphosphate kinase VIP2
Exons: 29
Coding region: 293-3562 (1089 amino acids)
Biological process (GO): inositol phosphate biosynthetic process; inositol metabolic process
Molecular function (GO): inositol hexakisphosphate kinase activity; metal ion binding; 5-diphosphoinositol pentakisphosphate 1-kinase activity
Source: RefSeq, a predicted model, not a curated record
CCAAAACCGUUCCAUUUCAUUUUCAUCUCUAAGAUUUCUCGUGACUCAUACUCACCGCCUUGCUUGCUUUCUUCUUAGCUGAACCGCGUUCUCUGUUUUUCUUUUCGUUAAAAGAAAGCCUUCUAGCUCUUGCAUACGUAUUCGUAUACGUAUUUCGUAUAGAAUACACGUAUCUGGAGAAACUUCCGGUUCCGGUUGGAGUUGUGGCGGUGAUUGGAAGCUGAGGAUAUUCGUUUGGUGUUUUCGCAUCGUUUUCUGAGCGAAAAAGAAAAAAAAAAAAGAAAGGAAAGAGAUGGGAGGAGGAGAUGAAGAAGAAAUUAGAGGAAAUAAGAAGAUUACUGUUGGAGUUUGCGUCAUGGAAAAGAAGGUGAAAUGCGGAAGCGAGGUUUUUUCUGCUCCAAUGGGACAGAUUCUGGACAGGCUUAAGGCUUUUGGCGAAUUUGAGGUUAUAUAUUUUGGCGAUAAAGUUAUUCUUGAAGAACCAAUAGAAAGCUGGCCAAUCUGUGAUUGUUUGAUUGCAUUCUACUCCUCUGGGUACCCCCUUGAGAAAGCUGAAGCAUAUGCUGCUUUAAGGAAACCAUUUCUUGUGAAUGAGUUGGACCCACAACACCUUCUCCAUGAUCGACGGAAGGUUUAUGAGCGACUAGAAGAAUUUGGAAUUCCUGUUCCUAGAUAUGCCCUUGUAAAUAGAGAAGAACCAUACCAAGACCUGGAUUAUUUUAUUGAAGAAGAAGAUUAUGUUGAGGUCCAUGGAAAUCGUUUUUGGAAGCCGUUUGUGGAGAAGCCUGUUGAUGGGGAUAAUCAUAGUAUAAUGAUAUAUUACCCAAGCUCAGCAGGUGGAGGCAUGAAGAAAUUGUUUAGGAAGGUUGGGAACAGAUCAAGUGAGUUCCAUCCUGAAGUUAGAAGAGUAAGACGUGAAGGUUCUUACAUAUAUGAGGAGUUUAUGCCGACCGGAGGAACAGAUGUCAAGGUCUAUACGGUUGGCCCUGAAUAUGCUCAUGCGGAGGCUAGGAAAUCUCCUGUUGUUGAUGGUGUUGUUAUGAGAAACACUGAUGGCAAAGAAGUCAGGUAUCCUGUGCUGCUGACACCUAAUGAGAAGCAAAUGGCAAGGGAUGUCUGCAUUGCAUUUAGGCAAGCGGUUUGUGGGUUUGAUCUUUUGCGUUCUGAUGGGUGUUCAUAUGUUUGUGAUGUGAAUGGAUGGAGUUUUGUUAAAAAUUCUCACAAGUACUACGAUGAUGCUGCUUGUGUUCUAAGGAAAAUGUUCUUAGAUGCAAAAGCGCCUCAUCUUUCCUCAGCAAUACCACCAACUUUACCAUGGAAGGUAAACGAACCAGUGCAGCCUUCUGAAGGACUUACUCGUCAAGGAAGUGGAAUCAUUGGCACAUUCGGGCAGUCUGAGGAGCUACGCUGUGUUAUAGUUGUUAUUCGCCAUGGUGAUAGAACUCCCAAGCAGAAGGUGAAAUUGAAGGUUACUGAGGAAAAAUUGCUAAACCUGAUGCUAAAGUACAAUGGGGGAAGACCCAGAUCUGAGACAAAACUUAAGAGUGCUGUUCAAUUGCAAGAUUUGUUGGAUGCUACAAGAAUGCUUGUACCCCGUUACAGACCAGGUCGUGGCAGUGACAGUGAAGCAGAAGAUAUUGAGCAUGCUGAAAAGCUUCGUCAAGUUAAGGCAGUACUUGAGGAGGGAGGGCAUUUUUCUGGUAUUUAUAGAAAGGUUCAGUUAAAGCCUCUUAAGUGGGUUAAAGUUCCAAAAAGUAAUGGUGAAGGUGAAGAAGAACGGCCUGUUGAAGCACUAAUGGUUCUUAAAUAUGGGGGUGUCCUUACACAUGCUGGGAGGAAGCAGGCAGAAGAACUGGGUAGAUAUUUCCGAAAUAACAUGUAUCCAGGUGAAGGUACCGGCCUGCUUCGCCUUCAUAGUACAUAUCGUCAUGAUCUAAAAAUUUACAGUUCUGAUGAGGGCCGUGUGCAGAUGUCUGCUGCUGCUUUCGCUAAAGGCCUGCUUGACCUUGAAGGGCAACUAACACCAAUCCUGGUCUCCCUUGUUAGCAAGGACUCCUCAAUGUUGGACGGACUUGACAAUGCCAGCAUUGAGAUGGAAGAAGCCAAGGCUAGGCUGAAUGAAAUUAUAACAUCUGGUGCAAGGAAAAUUCAUAGUAACGGAACAUCUAAAUGUCCUUGGAUGACUGAUGGAGCUGGAUUGCCUUCUAAUGCUUCUGAACUGCUUCCGAAACUGGUAACCUUGACUAAGAAGGUUACUGAACAAGUGAGACUACUUGCCAAGGAUGAAGACGAGACUCUUACAGAAGCAAGCCCAUACGAUGUGAUUCCUCCAUACGAUCAAGCAAAAGCUCUUGGUAAGACAAAUAUUGACAUCGAUCGUAUUGCUGCUGGAUUGCCUUGUGGUAGUGAGGGAUUCCUGUUGAUGUAUGCUCGGUGGAGAAAACUUGAAAGAGAUUUGUAUAAUGAACGUAAAGAACGCUUUGAUAUAACUCAAAUUCCUGAUGUUUAUGACUCUUGCAAAUAUGAUCUUCUGCACAAUGCUCAUCUUAAUCUGAAAGGUCUGGAUGAGCUCUUUAAAGUUGCCCAGCUUCUUGCAGAUGGUGUCAUCCCUAAUGAAUAUGGCAUUAAUCCGAAGCAAAAACUAAAAAUUGGUUCAAAGAUUGCGCGCCGUUUGUUGGGUAAAGUUUUGAUCGAUCUGAGGAAUACUCGUGAGGAAGCCCUUAAUGUUGCUGAGUUAAAAAGUAACCAAGACAAGUGCUCAAAAUCAACUAAGAAUGGGAAGGAUGAUAAAGAUUCUGCACCAAAGUUUUUCAUCAAUGGGGAUGACACAAGGCGAUCUAGCACCACAAGUGAAAUUUCAAUGGAUCAAGAAGAUGACGAUGAUAAAGAAACCAAAUACCGUUUGGACCCAAAGUCGUAUAUAAAAUCUUUGACUCAUGCAUUAUUCCCUGUAUUUUACUUUAUCAUCUUAUAUUUGACUCUUUGUCCAUUCAGGUAUGCAAAUGUCAGGACACCUGAGCGGCAUGUGAGAACACGCCUUUACUUCACAUCAGAAUCCCAUAUCCAUUCCCUCAUGAACGUGCUUCGUUACUGUAACCUGGAUGAAUCUCUUCAGGGAGAAGAUAGUCUUAUUUGCCAGACUGCCUUGAAACGUUUGUAUAAAACCAAGGAGCUUGACUACAUGAGUUACAUUGUGAUAAGGAUGUUUGAGAAUACAGAGGUAGCGUUAGAAGACCCAAAAAGGUUCCGCAUCGAGUUGACAUUUAGCCGUGGUGCAGAUUUAUCCCCAUUGGAGAUGAAUGACAGCAAGGCUGCUUCACUUCACCAAGAGCAUACAUUGCCGAUAAUGGGUCCAGAAAGACUGCAAGAACUGGGAUCCUAUCUGACAUUAGAGAAAAUGGAAAAGAUGAUUCGUCCGUUUGCAAUGCCGGCGGAAGACUUCCCUCCUCCAGCAACUCCUGCCGGAUUUUCGGGUUACUUUUCCAAAAGUGCGGGGGUGCUUGAGCGUCUGGUAAAUCUAUGGCCUUUCCAUAAGAAUGCUGCUCAUACCAAUGGAAAAUAACAAAUUCGUGCUUCAUUUUCCCUUUUGUUUUUGUUGUGCUAAUGAUGCAUCUCACUUUUUUGUUUCUACUUCUGCUCAAUAUAACAACCAAGAAAUGUUUGACUAAAACAGUUUGCUCCUGACGACUUUCAACAACUGAGUUUUGUUGGAAGAUUUAAAAUUGUAUAAAAUUUCCCUCUGGUUAAAGCAAUUUUGAAAAGAAAA